This is a messenger RNA of Coffea arabica (coffee), 1668 nucleotides long. NCBI's taxonomy places the organism in Eukaryota, Viridiplantae, Streptophyta, Magnoliopsida, Gentianales, Rubiaceae. The record is from RefSeq and is a predicted model, not a curated record.
AUGGCCUCAGCUGAAACUGCUGGCCCCUUAAACAAUCAGCAUGAGAUCGUCCGCCAAUUAGCAGACUUCCCUGAAAACAUUUGGACCGAUCGUAUCGCUUCAUUUACUCUGGAUAAGCAGGGAUAUGAAAUGUAUGCCAAAGAAAUUGAAAUGUUAAAGGAAGAAGUGAUGAGCAUGCUUUUGGAAACUGAAAAACCCAUGAUGGAAAAAUUCGAUGUUAUAGACAAAAUUGAACGGCUUGGCAUCUCACAUUAUUUUGAGGACAAGAUUGAGCACCAACUACAAGAACUUUUUGAUACUUAUCCCAACUUUCAGGAGCAUCCAGAGUGUGAUUUAUUGACUGCAGCACUUCAAUUCCGACUAUUCAGGCAACAUGGUUUUAAUAUCUCCUGUGGCAUCUUGGACCAAUUCAUUGAUGAUAAUGGUAAGUUUAAGGAAUCCUUAUGUGAAGACAUAAGGGGUCUGCUAAGUCUGUAUGAAGCUGCUCACAUCAGAGCAAAUGGAGACAAAAUUUUAGAAGAAGCCCUUGCUUUCACAACCACUCAUCUGACACUUGGAGUUCCCCACUUGGGCUCUACUCUUGCAAAACAAGUGAAACAUGCCCUUGAACAGCCAUUGCAUAAGGGCAUCCCAAGAUAUGAGGCUUAUUGCUACAUCUCCAUGUAUGAAAAAGAUGAAUCUAAUAACAAAUUGCUGCUAAGGCUUGCCAAAUUGGAUUACCACUUGUUGCAGAUGUUAUAUAAACAAGAACUUUCUGAGAUAAUCAGGUGGGGGAAGGACUUGGACAUUGUAACAAAAGUUCCAUAUGCAAGGGACAGAAUUGUGGAAUGCUACUUUUGGGCUGUUGGAACCUAUUAUGAGCCUCAGUACUCUCUUGCUCGAAUGACAUUCGCAAAAGCAAUAGUUUUUGCAGGAAUGAUUGAUGAUACCUAUGAUGCUUAUGGCACUCUAGAUGAACUCAAAAUUUUCACGGAAUCUAUAGAACGGUGGGAUGGCAAUGGAAUUGAUCAACUCUCAGACUACUUGAAGGCAGCCUACACGAUGCUUUUAAAUUUUAAUAAGGAGCUUGAGGAAGAUUUAGCUAAAAAGGGAAGAACCUUUGUAUUCGACAAGUAUAUAGAAGAAUGGAAACAAUACAUGAGGACAAGCUUCACUCAGUCGAAGUGGUUUCUUACAAACAAAUUGCCAUCUUUUGCUGAUUACUUGAGCAGCGGCAUGAUCACCAGCACGUACUAUUUACUGCCAUCAGCAGCUUUCUUGGGCGUGGAUGGUGCCUCAGAGGAUGUUAUCAAAUGGAUGUCAACUAAUCCAAGACUCUUUGUUGCUUUGACAACACAUGCCAGAUUGACUAACGAUGUUGGCAGUCACAAGUUUGAGAAAGAAAGAGGCAGUGGCACAGCAAUUGAAUGCUACAUGAAAGAUUAUAAUGUGUCGGAGGAAGAGGCAAUGAAAAAGUUUGAAGAGAUGUGUGAGGAUACUUGGAAGAUCAUGAACGAGGAACGCUCAAGGCUUACUACCAUUCCAAGAGAAAUUCUCAAAGUGAUUCUUAAUCUAGCACGAGUUUGCGAAGUUGUUUACAAGCACCGUGGAGAUGGAUUCACUGAUCAACGUAGAAUUGAAGCCCAUAUAAAGGCAAUGAUUACGGAUUCCAUAUCUGUUUGUGGAUGA